Molecule: messenger RNA, 672 nt
Organism: Triticum turgidum subsp. durum (durum wheat)
Lineage: Eukaryota; Viridiplantae; Streptophyta; Magnoliopsida; Poales; Poaceae
Source: the annotation of a GenBank genome assembly
AUGGCCGUGCUCAUCCCCUUCUUCCAGCAGUUCUCUGGCAUCAACGUCAUCAACUUCUACGCACCCGUGCUUUUUGAGACGCUCGGUUUUAAAGGGGAUGCGUCGCUCGUGUCGUCAGUUAUGACAGGCGGCGUCCUCGUGCUUGGCUCGCUGGUGACAAUGCUCAUCGUCGACAGGCUGGGGCGGCGGAAGUUGUUCCUGCAGGGUGGCGCGCAGAUGCUAGUGUCUCAGCUCGCGGUGGGGACGCUGAUCGCGGCAAGGUUCGGGACGAGCGGCGUUGGAGAGAUGCCCAAAGGCUACGCGGCGGCGGUGGUGCUCUUCAUCUGCUUGUACGUGGCGGGCUUCGUGUGGUCGUGGGGUGCGCUGGGGUGGCUGGUGCCGAGCGAGAUCUUCCCGCUGGAGAUCCGGUCGGCGGCGCAGAGCAUCAACGUAUCGGUGAACAUGCUCUUCACCUUCGUCAUCGCGCAGGCCUUCCUCACGAUGCUCUGCCACAUGAAAUUCGGGCUCUUCUACUUCUUCGCCGGAUGGGGGGUGGUCAUGACCGUCUUCGUCGCGCUCUUCCUGCCGGAGACUAAGAACGUCCCCAUCGAGGAGAUGGUGCUCGUCUGGAAGGGACACUGGUUCUGGAGAAGGUUUGUCGGAGAUGACGACAUCCACGUUCAAGAGCCUUGA